AUGGGUAGAAAACUGAUGGAUUUUACUAAAAUAAAUCCUUUAGUAUACUACAGGUACAAGGCCAAUGAGAAUCUUGAGGAGUUUGUGGCUGAGGUUCAUAAGUUUAUAUGUCCUAUGGGUGUUAAUGAAGAGGAAAAGUCUAUGUUUUCUGCUUACCAACUCAAAGAUGUGUCUCAGGUGUGGUACAUGAACUGGAGAGAUGGACGAGAACUAGGAGAAGUUCCUAUUACUUGGGACGUUCUUAAUACAAAAUUCCUAGAGAGCAUGGAUGAGAUGAGCAGGCACAAGUUCAAGAAGGGGCAUAAGAACUCAAAUAAUCCAACUUCUUCUAAUAACAGUAAUUCCAAGGAGGGCAAUGGUAGAAAUUCUAAGCUUGAUUGUAAGUCAUGUGGUAAAUGUAGAGAUUUACAUGGAGAUGAGAUCCUAGUAGGUAAUAAUAGCUUCUAUCAGUGCGGCAAGAGUUGGCAUAUGAUGAGGGACUGCCCACACAUGAGGAAUCAAUGCAAGAUAGAUGCUCAUCAUUGGCCUAAUCCUACUGUUGCAGCCGAACCUCCUAAGAGGAACAAAUUCUAUGCAUUGAAUGGUAGAGUGGAGCAAGAGAAGUCAGAUGAUGUUGUCACUGGUACGUUGCAUGCAAUGAAUACGAGAAGGAACAAUUUUAGAAAGGACGAAGAGGAGAAUGUGAAUGAGGCGGUUCCCCCUCAAGUUCCUCAGAGUUGUCAAGCUCUUAUUGAAGAAGGGGUUAUGUCUAAUGUUGAUAUAAGGGUGGCUAAUAAUAUCUUUACUCUCAAGUGUUAG
Molecule: messenger RNA, 798 nt
Organism: Solanum lycopersicum (tomato)
Lineage: Eukaryota; Viridiplantae; Streptophyta; Magnoliopsida; Solanales; Solanaceae
Source: RefSeq, a predicted model, not a curated record